AUGUUUGGCUUUGGGAAGGCGCCGCCGAAGACGGCGCGGGAGCAGGCGCGGGAGGCGAAGCGCGAGAUCGCGCAUGGCCAGCGCGACUUGGAGAGAGAGAAGAUGGUGCUGGAACGGCAGGAGAAGCAGCUCAUCCUGGACAUCAAGAAGGCGGCGAAGGACGGCAACCAAGCAGGCACCAAGAUCCUCGCCAAGCAGCUCGUGCAGGUUCGGGCGCAGAAGGAGAAGCUCAUGGUCAUGAAGGUGAGCCUCGGUGGCAUCGGCAUGCAGGCCUCGGCCAUGGCGGCGCAGCAGACCAUGGUGGCCACCAUGGAGAAGACGACCAAGACGAUGGUGGCUGCCAACAAGCAGAUGGACAUGAGUCGCAUCCAGAAGACCCUCAUGGAGUUUGAGAAGCAAAGCGAACUCAUGAGCAUGGGCCAAGAGAUGAUGGAGGACACACUCAUCGACGCCUUUGACGAUGACGAGGUCGAAGAAGACCUUGUCGUCGACCAAGUCUUGGCGGAGAUUGGCCUCGAUCUGCACACGCAGCUCGCUGAUGCGCCGACACAGAGCCUCGAAGCAAUGCUUUCGCAGCUGCCAGAGGCGCCCAAGCAGUCGCCGAUCCUUCCCAGCGCGGCGCUAAAGCAGUAA
This is a messenger RNA of Saprolegnia parasitica CBS 223.65, 633 nucleotides long. RefSeq lists its product as hypothetical. NCBI's taxonomy places the organism in Eukaryota, Oomycota, Saprolegniomycetes, Saprolegniales, Saprolegniaceae. Gene Ontology annotation, biological process: late endosome to vacuole transport; protein transport; endosome transport via multivesicular body sorting pathway. The transcript has 4 exons. Gene Ontology annotation, cellular component: multivesicular body; ESCRT III complex. The record is from RefSeq and is a predicted model, not a curated record. Bases 1 to 633 code for a protein of 210 amino acids.